Molecule: messenger RNA, 996 nt
Organism: Chrysochloris asiatica (Cape golden mole)
Lineage: Eukaryota; Metazoa; Chordata; Mammalia; Afrosoricida; Chrysochloridae
Gene: STX17
Product: syntaxin 17
Exons: 9
Coding region: 1-996 (331 amino acids)
Biological process (GO): vesicle fusion; exocytosis; intracellular protein transport
Cellular component (GO): autophagosome membrane; plasma membrane; SNARE complex
Molecular function (GO): SNAP receptor activity; SNARE binding
Source: RefSeq, a predicted model, not a curated record
AUGCUUCUUAGAAGCAAGGAUGUGGAGAACUUUGAGCAUGACAUUUGGAAAGACCAAUCAUCGCAAGAGGUUCCCUUGGCUACUAAAAAAGUAAAGUGUUUUUAUAAAACCUUUCCUAAACAGAAUGGCAAAAACAAAGAGGCAGUGGACCCCAAUGGGGUCAAUGCCCCUGCUGCGUUCCUGCCCUUUCUGAGUCCCCGAAUUCCCGCAUAUCAGAGGUGCAGGAUCUGGGAUAAGUUGCACGAAGAACAUAUCAAUGCAGGACGCACAGUUCAGCAACUCCGCUCCAAUAUCCGAGAAAUGGAAACACUUUGCUUAAAAGUCAGAAAGGAUGACCUACUCGUUCUGAAGAGAAUGAUAGAUCCAGUUAAAGAAGCAGCAGCAGCAGCAACAACCGAAUUUCUACAAGUGCAUUUAGAAUCUGUAGAAGACCUUAAGAAACAGUUUAACGAUGAAGAAACUGUAUUACCACCUUCAUUGACCAGAUCCAUGACUGUUGGUGGAACAUUUCACAGUAGUGAAGCUGAAGCUGGUCCUCAGAGUCUGACUCAGAUCUAUGCGCUGCCUGAGAUUCCUCGAGAUCAAAAUGCCGCCGAAUCGUGGGAAAACUUAGAAGCGGACUUGGUUGAACUUAGCCAGCUGGUUACUGAAUUCUCGCUACUAGUGAAUUCCCAGCAGGAGAAGAUUGACAGCAUUGAAGACCACGUCAACAAUGCUGCUGUGAACGUUGAAGAGGGAACCAAAAACUUGGGGAAGGCUGCAAAAUACAAGCUGGCAGCUCUGCCUGUGGCAGGUGCACUCAUCGGAGGAGUGGUGGGGGGUCCGAUUGGCCUCCUUGCAGGCUUCAAAGUAGCAGGAAUUGCAGCUGCACUUGGUGGUGGGGUGUUGGGCUUCACAGGUGGAAAAUUGAUACAAAGAAAGAAACAGAAAAUGAUGGAGAAGCUCACUUCCAGCUGUCCAGAUCUUCCCAGCCAAACUGAGAAGAAAUGCAGUUAA